AUGGAAGUUAGUAAAGAAAAUGAGAUUUUCUUUAAUUCUGAUAUAAAAUUAUCAAUGGAUUGUGAUUUUUCAAUUAAUAAUAUGAAUCAUUUUACUAGACAUAAUGAAUCUAUACUAGAUUUAUCAUUGACACCGAAUUCAAAGGAAACUUAUUCGCAAUAUUGUAAAAAAGAUUCACAUUUAUCCUAUGAAUCAACUGAUUGUGCUACAAUGUAUACAGAUACCGCAAAUAUUAAAGAGUAUUUUUCAGUUGAUAGAACUUUUGAAAAUAUUUUUGGAGAUAAAACUAAUAAUAAUGAGAGCACACUAAUGAAUUCUGGGAAUUAUAUUCCAAAUAUUCCAACUCCUGACCAAUUAUUAACAUUAAAUGAAGAAGCUUCUUCUUACAAUUUAAACGGUCAAAUAAAUUUUGUAAAUUUAUUUCGUCAAACAUGGCAUUAUUAUCAACAAUAUUUAAUACAACCAAAUUAUUAUUCAUUUCAUACAAUUCAUCUACCUACAGAUGAUUAUCAGUAUUAUGUAAAUAAUAGUUAUAAUAAUAAUAAUAAUCAACCCAUAUCUACUAAUUCACAAUUAUUAAAUACAUCACUGUCACAUUACAAUAUUACACAUUGUCAUAAUACAGAUUGUAAAAGUCCAACAGAAUUAUCAGUAAAUUCAAUACCAGAUAGUAUGGAAAAUAAUGAAUCCAUGUUAAAUUAUUCCAAACCUGUACAGAGUACAAAUAAAACUGAUCGAAUAACUUCUGAUGAUUUUGAAUUGCCAGGUGAUAAACCACGUCAAUAUCGUAAAGCUAGAGCUUAUUUUCAUCCAAAACAAAUGAAUUGUUUAGAAUCAUUUUUUCAAAAAAAUCCUUAUUUAUCAACAAGAGAUCGUGAAUAUUUAUCGAAAAAAUUAAAUCUUUCAGAAGAUAGAAUUCGAACAUGGUUUCAGAAUAGACGAAUGAGAGAAAAACGUAAACCUGGAAUAAAUUAUGAUUCUGAUCAUUCAUCAGUGAACUCUUUUGUAAAAAUAAAUUAUUCAUGA
Molecule: messenger RNA, 1026 nt
Organism: Schistosoma turkestanicum
Lineage: Eukaryota; Metazoa; Platyhelminthes; Trematoda; Strigeidida; Schistosomatidae
Source: the annotation of a GenBank genome assembly